AUGGCAAAUUUUACACACAUCUCAGAAUUUGUCCUGCUUGGAUUCAGAGGGGGCCCUGGUAUGCAAAUGGUGCUAUUUCUGAUUUUUUUGUUCUUGUAUGUUACAGCAGUGGUGGGGAACUUAGGCAUGAUUGUAAUUAUCAGGAUGGAUGCACACCUUCACACCCCAAUGUAUGCCUUCCUCCAAAGCCUUUCCUUUUUGGACAUCUGCUAUUCAUCCACAAUUGCACCCAGGGCUCUGAUGAACUGCUUAAAAGAGGACCACACAGUGUCCUUUGGUGGGUGUGCUGCACAGUUCUUUUUCUUAUCUCUUUUUGGUACCACAGAAGCAUUCCUCCUGGCUGCCAUGGCCUACGACCGAUUCAUUGCCAUCUGUAAUCCUCUUCUAUACUCGGUGAGCAUGUCUCACUGGAUCUGUGGAUUGUUAGUGUUAGGGUCCUACUCAUGGGGUGCAGUGAAUGCUGUCACUCAAACCACAAUGACCUUCACUUUGUCCUUCUGUGGGUCCAAUAAGAUCAACGACUUUUUCUGUGAUGUCCCCCCACUCUUGUCCCUCUCGUGUUCCGAUACUUUUAUAAACCAGGUCGUUCUUCUUGGCUUAUGUGGUUCCAUUAUUGUCAGUACCUUCUUGACUGUUUUGGUCUCAUACAUCUAUAUCAUCUCAACAAUCCUGAAGAUCCGCACAGCGCAAGGGCGCCAGAAAGCCUUUUCCACAUGUGCCUCCCACCUGACUGGCGUGUGCUUGUUUUUUGGCACAGUUUUCUUCAUGUAUGCACAGCCCAGUGCUGUCUCCUCCAUGGAGCAAAGCAAAGUUGUGUCUAUCUUCUACACUGUUGUCAUCCCCAUGUUGAACCCCUUCAUCUAUAGCUUGAGGAAUGAAGAUGUCAAGCAAGCCCUGAAGAGGAGCAAGCAGAGGUUCUCUUCCUGA
Messenger RNA from Nannospalax galili (Upper Galilee mountains blind mole rat), 927 nucleotides. RefSeq names its product olfactory receptor 12-like. The coding region runs from base 1 to 927 and encodes 308 amino acids. Gene Ontology annotation, cellular component: membrane. NCBI's taxonomy places the organism in Eukaryota, Metazoa, Chordata, Mammalia, Rodentia, Spalacidae. Gene Ontology annotation, molecular function: olfactory receptor activity; G protein-coupled receptor activity; odorant binding. The record is from RefSeq and is a predicted model, not a curated record. Gene Ontology annotation, biological process: G protein-coupled receptor signaling pathway; sensory perception of smell. The transcript has a single exon.